AUGGCGUCUGAGGAAGUGAGGCUGAAGAAGGAAAAGAAGGAGAAGAAGGAGAAGAAAGAGAAGAAGGAGAAGAAGGAGAAGAAAGAAAAGAAGAAAGAUGAUGUGAUGACGGAAGACCUGGUUGGCGAUGUCUCGAUGGCUGAGCCUGUCGAUGACGAUGCUGAAGUCGACCCGUCGACGCUGAACGUUAUCGCCUGCCCUCUUGCUACGCCUCCUUUUACUAAGAAGGUGUUCAAGACAAUUAAGAAGGCGUCCAAGUCCCGUGGCCAUGUGAAGCGCGGUGUGAAGGAAGUCGUCAAGGGCCUCCGUAAGGGCGAGAAAGGUCUUGUCAUUCUUGCUGGUGAUAUCUCUCCUAUGGACAUUAUCUCCCACAUUCCUGUUCUUUGCGAAGACACAGGUAACCCAUAUGUCUUUGUUGCCUCGAAGGACCAGCUCGGCAAUGCGUCGAGCACCAAGCGCCCCACGAGUUGUGUCAUGAUUGUGCCUGGCGGUGGUAAGAAGGCCAUCGAAAAGGGUGAGACGAAGGUGAAGGAGGACUACCAAGAGGAGUACUCGUCGCUGCACAAGGAGGCUACGCGGCUCGUUGAGCAACUUCUUAUGAGUUGA
Messenger RNA from Malassezia pachydermatis, 606 nucleotides. RefSeq names its product rna-binding protein nhp2. Gene Ontology annotation, cellular component: box H/ACA snoRNP complex. Bases 1 to 606 code for a protein of 201 amino acids. The record is from RefSeq and is a predicted model, not a curated record. Gene Ontology annotation, biological process: snRNA pseudouridine synthesis; rRNA pseudouridine synthesis. The transcript is spliced from 3 exons. Gene Ontology annotation, molecular function: box H/ACA snoRNA binding. NCBI's taxonomy places the organism in Eukaryota, Fungi, Basidiomycota, Malasseziomycetes, Malasseziales, Malasseziaceae.